Messenger RNA from Vigna unguiculata (cowpea), 771 nucleotides. RefSeq names its product autophagy-related protein 8C-like. Lineage: Eukaryota; Viridiplantae; Streptophyta; Magnoliopsida; Fabales; Fabaceae. The record is from RefSeq and is a predicted model, not a curated record.
UAGGAUAAGAAAGGGAGAUGACACUGAUAAAAAACAAAAGAAAAAGAAAUAAAGCUGGCAAGUGUUAAUAAUAGUUUUAGUUAAAAAAGUAGUAAUUAUAGGUUUCUUCUCCGUCUCAAUUACGUUCAUCUCUUCUCUUCUCUUCUCUUCUCUUAACCUAAUUCCCCAAUCAAUCCUUUCAUCCAUUCUUUCCUGUGACUGUGUGUUGGAUCUUCACAGACCAUGGCCAAAAGCUCCUUCAAACUUGAGCAUCCCUUAGAAAGAAGGCAGGCCGAGUCUGCUCGCAUUAGAGACAAGUAUCCUGAUAGAAUACCGGUGAUUGUUGAGAGAGCGGAAAGAACUGACAUUCCAGACAUCGACAAGAAGAAGUACCUUGUCCCAGCGGAUUUGACUGUUGGUCAAUUUGUUUAUGUUGUUCGUAAAAGGAUCAAGGUCAGUGCGGAGAAGGCUAUUUUUGUGUUUAUCAAUAACACAUUACCUCCAACUGCCGCAUUGAUGUCUUCCAUUUAUGAGGAAAAUAAGGACGAUGAUGGCUUUCUUUACAUGACUUACAGUGGAGAGAACACUUUCGGUUCCCACUAAAUUUAAUAAUUUAUGAUGAACUCUGUAAAUAGAUGCUGCAAGUUCUGUUGUCUAUAGUCAAUGCAUAUCCUGUUUAUUGUUAAUGGUAUGGUUUACGUAUAUAUUGAGCAGGAUUUUCCUGCUCUUUGAUUAUGUGUAUUGUUCUAAAAAUAUGAAUUUCAAUAUAUGAAUUUAUAUUUUAUGCUGACA